CAACAUACUGUUCGAUGUCGUCGAAACAAUGAAAUUUUGCAAGAAUCUACAACGGGUGGUUGACAUCUCCGACCCUGAAUGGGCUCCUUAUUGGACAAAUUACAAAAUGCUAAAGGUGGGUUCAGUUCAGAGCGGCAGGUGAUUUAAUUGUUCGAAUUAAAAUGGAAUUUCUUCAUUGAACCCUACGUAGGUUUCUACGGAGUUWACGUACGACAAACAAUGGGCGAGAGAUUCGUAGGGGAUUCGUCUGGGUUCUCGGUUUGUUCACGUAUUCAGCGGGGUGGAUGGAGCCCGCAGCGGUAUAUCAUWUUUUUCUCACAGCAUCCUUUUUGUUKAACCAUUUUGAUCAUUGUACUGCAGAAAUUAAUCAAGGAGCUGCCGUCGCUUGUCCCGAACACAGAYGAGGGCAAAAGCAAUGACCAAGCCGAGAAGAUUCGUCGAGAUUCCAAUGAAAUCAGCGGCGACAAAACCGGAGAGGGAACGAAACAGCAGCAACCAAAUGCCCCCACAAUACAACCGAGAAGCUCGCAGCAGGUAUCUAUAUCUAUGGGGAAGUCCCCAGGUGAGGUUGCCUUUUUUAAAUUGAUCCAUUCGGAAUUCAAAAAGGCUUCUCACUUUUUCGACCGCGCCACCGAAGAAUUCGCRAUUCGGGAGGAACGGGUGCGUCAGGGAAUGGAAAUUAUGAGGAAACCCAACUCGAUUAUGGUCAACGAAAAAUGGGCUCUCAUGGCGAAAUCUAUUUACAGGCUGUACAAGGAUCUUCUUCUGCUGGAGACCUUUGCCAUCAUGACGUAUUGCUCSUUCUCAAAAAUUCUCAAGAAACACGACAAAGUCACGGGAUAUGAAACCAAAAAUGCUUUCAUGGCGAACAUUGUAAACAAGGCCAAUUUCACACACUAUCCGAAGGUGUUGAGCAUGAUCACUCGAUGCGAAAAAUUCUACGAGGAAGUSUCUCAGAAUCUUCACAAAGAAGGAAAAGAAGGACUAUACGAAGACGAGCGUACGUCAGCUAUUGUUUUUUCGUUUGUUUUGUGUUUAUUCUUGGAACCGAUGAAUGCAAAACACUUGCAAUUAUCUUGCCCUCUUGUYAUUGUCACUUUUCUUCAUGGCUUAAUGUCAUUCGUACUGAACCGAUCGUUUCAUCGUAUCCUUCAAUUUGUGUCACGCAAAACCCAGGUCUAUUCAUCAGCAUGAUUCAUAGAUUGAACGAGCAGGUUUUGGACAGUGCCGAUAGUGCCGCUUUGCCAAGAGAGCGGAAACAAGAGGAAGCGCCGCGCCGGAGUGGAGGUACCGACGUKUCGGCUGUCAUUUCGUUCCAGUCCAGCAAGUUGUCGUCGGCAACGUCAACGCUACGUAGUUUGGUGGAAGAAAAUGAGGUGAAUGCCAAAAAGGCUGCUGGUCCGUCKUCUAUACCCUCGACGGCAGGAGGCAAUGUAUCGGAGGAAGUGAACAAAGGUGAAGAGGAGGACGAGGAUGAUUCUGAUGUAGAACGUGGARUAGAUAACAGGGCAGCAAAACGUACAAAGGUACAAUAAUGCACAACCGAGCCACCUUUGGCCCWACAUUGAUUGUAACGCAUUGCCUGGGGUAAMUGAGAUUUAUUUGCAACUAGAAAGUUGCAAACUGUACCAUUAAUUAACCGAUUCACUUUUA
Messenger RNA from Pseudo-nitzschia multistriata, 1653 nucleotides. NCBI's taxonomy places the organism in Eukaryota, Bacillariophyta, Bacillariophyceae, Bacillariales, Bacillariaceae. The record is from the annotation of a GenBank genome assembly.